AUGGCUUCUACAAAGACCGAUUCCGACAUCUCCGACACAUUCCAAGUGCUUCAGCACACGGUCCCUAGCCAGCAUAUACGGGAAUAUCCCCAGGCAACGGCAGCCAAGCAGGAGGACGUUUUAUACCUUGCUGUGAAGCAAUAUGUGCCGUGGGAUAACCUACAUCCUUCCCCUGGCGCGGAAGCGUAUGAGCCGUUUUGGGUGGACAUUUAUCAGGCAGCCAGUAAAUCCGGGCUGGCGAUUCGUGGUAUAUGGAUGGCUGACGUGGCCCACCAGGGUGUCAGUGGUCUGGUGAACGAGGAACGCUUGGGGAAUGAUCCUUCCGCCUUUGACCAUUCUCGGGACCUGUUACUCCUGAUGAACCAUUUCCGAGACAGCCUUCCGCAGCCAAUCAUUGGCCUUGGGCACAGUAUGGGAGCGACGCAAUUGAUCCAUCUCUCCCUUAUGCACCCCCGAAUCCUGCAGGGUCUUUUUCUAAUAGAGCCCAUUGUUUUCCCUUAUUCCGGGGCGGAUCAGGGUCGAUACCCGGCGGCGCUAGUAUCCCUGCGACGUCGAGAUACCUUUCCCACCAAGGACAUGGCUGUAGCCCACUUUCAGCGCAGCAAGUUGUUCCAAUCAUGGGAUCCACGGGCAUUUGGUAAAUGGAUUGAAUAUGGCCUCCGUGAUGCUCCACCUGGCCCCGAGCCGCGAGUGGUUUUGACGACCCCCAAAAGUCAAGAGUUGUCCACCUUUGUUCGACCCAUUCUCGCCCCGAAAUCGACAACAGACCGUCGUGUACUCUGUCCGGAUCUUGCACUCGAGGCACUUGACGAUGAACGGAUCCUGUUCUAUCGCCCCGAACCGGUCAUCACAUUUCAUAAUCUCCCACACCUGCGACCACCGACCAUGUACGCAUUCUGUGAGGGCUCGCAGCUUGUCACUCGGGAGAUGCGGACUGUUAUCACGGAGAAGACCGGAACCAGCGUGGGUGGAAGUGGCGGGGUGGUAACAGGGCGUGUUAACAUGACCGUCAUCAAUGACGCAGGGCAUUUUGCUCCGAUGGAACAUCCCCAACGCCUAGCAGACCAUGUUGUGGAGUGGCUACAGGGUGAAGACCGCCGGUGGAUUGCUGCAGGGGAAUUGGAAAGACCGAAACAUCGAGGGCAGGAUGAGGGAAGCCCGCGCGAGAUGAGUCGGGAGGUGUUAGCUUUGUUAGAGGGAACAGACAGUUGCCCAGACACAGCAGCGCGUCCCCAUAAAUUGUGA
Molecule: messenger RNA, 1245 nt
Organism: Aspergillus melleus
Lineage: Eukaryota; Fungi; Ascomycota; Eurotiomycetes; Eurotiales; Aspergillaceae
Exons: 3
Coding region: 1-1245 (414 amino acids)
Molecular function (GO): serine-type carboxypeptidase activity
Source: RefSeq, a predicted model, not a curated record